UUUGAUGGCUCACCAUGGUAUCCGAAACCGAGUGAUCAUAUCUGUAGCGAUCAUUUUGUUGGUGGUAAAAAAUCAGAAGAGGAACUAAGUCCCAGUUACAUCCCGACGAUUUUCCCUUCAAUCUACGGAUCAUCCACAGUUAACACAUCUACUGCUCUAAACAGGCAUAAACGUUUUAUGGAACGAAGAAUUAAGAAGCAAAAUUUAACAACUGCGGUACCGAGUGAAAAUGAUAAAUUUGUUUCAAGAAAUAACGAAAUUAUAAUUGACAAUUUAGCUGAUCGUUGCUAUUCCACUAAUGUAAAAAAAAUUAGUCAAGCAACUCAAGUAAAUAUAUUUUUUGAGCCAAUCGAAAUGGCCAAAACAUUCAUUUGCAAUAGAUACAUUUACAACGACAAAAAUGAUGCUGAGGUUCAAACGUCUAUAACAGAACAUAUUGAAAGUAAAUGGAAAAUUCCUACGAAAAAUUUUAGCGAAAAAUCUUGUGGCACUGAUCAUAUGAUUCGAGUUGAUAAGUGCGUUGCUACGGGCAAUAAAUGUUUCUGUGGUUUUAAAUCAAUUCGCAAAGAUGAUCAGUUGAUGGAGUUGGCAGGAGUUACUUUUAAUAAUUUUGAUUUUUUAUUGAAGAAAAUGAGUUCAAUGAAUAAAUGUUUGAUAUCAAAUGAAGACCGGCUGUUAAUUUUUUUAAUGAAAAUAAAAACAGGUCUAACGUUUUCAACUUUGAGUGCUUUGUUCGAUGUUCAUAGGACUACAAUCUCAAGAAUUUUUCAUACAACUCUACAGAAUUUGGUUUCAGCAACAACAAAUUUAAUAUAUUGGCCAGAUUCAGAAACUUUAAAAGCAACGAUGCCUGCUUUUUUUCGUUUAAACUAUGGUAAUACUCGAGUAAUCAUCGAUUGCGUUGAAUUUAAAAUAGAAGUGCCAGCAAGUAUCGAUAACAGUGUUUAUCGUUGUCCAAAUAAUGAUAAAGCUUUUACAGCCAAAAUUCUUAUCGGCAUUACUCCUGGAGGCUUUCUUUGUUUUAAAUCUAAAGCAGUUGGUGCUAGAAUUACUAACUCACAACUGAUAGUUGACUCUGGAUUAAUAAACAAUUUAAAAGGUGGUGAUGUUAUUCUAACUGGUAAAAAAUGUUACGGAAUCAAUGCAGCUAUUUACCAAAGUGAAAAACAGAUUAAGGUUGUUACACCAAAAAUCUCAGAAGAUAAAACAAAUUGUCAAAGAGCAGAACCUGAGAAACCUAACAGCAACGUUGCUAAAGUACAAAUUCACAUAAAAAAGAUGAUUGAAAGCUUGAAAGUUUAUAAAGUUUUGGAUAACAUUCCUGAAAAUUUAUUUGAUCAUGUAGAUGAUAUUAUACACAUUUGCUGCGUUUUGGUUAAUUUAAACAAAGAAAAAGUAAACAUUGUGAUAAAACAUUCGCAGCCAAUUGAAUUGUUAUAG
Cotesia congregata is the source of this 1440-nucleotide messenger RNA. The record is from the annotation of a GenBank genome assembly. NCBI's taxonomy places the organism in Eukaryota, Metazoa, Arthropoda, Insecta, Hymenoptera, Braconidae.